This is a messenger RNA of Erigeron canadensis, 1884 nucleotides long. Its product is annotated as exocyst complex component EXO70B1-like. Gene Ontology annotation, biological process: exocytosis. Gene Ontology annotation, molecular function: phosphatidylinositol-4,5-bisphosphate binding. Gene Ontology annotation, cellular component: exocyst. The record is from RefSeq and is a predicted model, not a curated record. The transcript is spliced from 2 exons. NCBI's taxonomy places the organism in Eukaryota, Viridiplantae, Streptophyta, Magnoliopsida, Asterales, Asteraceae. Bases 1 to 1884 code for a protein of 627 amino acids.
AUGGAAAAAAACUCCCGAAAAUCAAAAGCAGAAAAAGUUGUUGACGAUCAAGACGAGUCUUUGUUAAAUCUCGACCAAAUCUCGGCUGACAUUGACAAAUUCAUCGACGAACUAUCCAUCAUAAACGAAAAAUGCAACUCACCCGAAAUCCCUAAUAUAGUUGACACCUUUGUUAGGAUCCUUGAGUCUAAAAUAAAAAGCUACAACUCAAUAAAAUCCGGUACAAGGCUCGUAAAGGAAGACGAAAAUUUUAUAAAGAUGAUAAAUCGUUUGGCCAGGCUCAAUAAUGUUUUAAGCCAGUUCCCGAGUACGACGCUAUCUAAUGAUAUUCAAAAUGUCGUACAACAUGCGAUGAUAUUAAUGGAAGAGGAGUUUCGAGCCCUUCUACAAGAUUCAAAUGCCCCUACAGAACCGGUUGCAAAAGGGGCCGCAUCUAAACAUAAUUUAGAUUCGAGUAACCAUGAAGAUUUUCCUGGUUACUCGAACGAAAAAAUUCUUUUGAUGAGCAGAAUAGCGACCGUGAUGAUCUCUGCAGGUUACCAAUACGAAUGUUGUCAGGCUUAUAGUACAAUACGAAAAGAUGCAUUGAUUGAUCAAAUCAAGAGAUUUGAAUUUGAAAAAUUGAAUGUUGAAGAUGUUCAUAAAUCAAAAUGGGUGUCACUUGAACCAGAUAUAACCCGAUGGGUCAAAAUAACUAACCAUUGUUCCAAAAUCCUUAUCCCAGCCGAAAGAAAACUUGGAGAAAAUGUUUUCACAGAUCAAUUGCCGGUUUUUGCUAGUUUAUUCCUCAACCUAAUUCGCAACAUUACAACAUUACUUCUCGAAUUUGCUAUAGCAGUGGCAAAUGUUAAACCAAAGGGAAAACGGUUGUUCAAGUUCAUCGAUAUGUAUGAGGCAAUACGUGAUCUUGGUACCGUGGUGGAUGAGUCAGAUUUUGGCGACACGAAGCUAGAAGAAUGGGGUGUACUAAAAUCCGAGAUAUUAUCAACUGGGGACAACAUUGGUGAGGCCGUGGUGAACAUGUUUAGUGAUUUAAAAAAUGCAAUCCGCAAUGAUACUAACAAAACUACUGUUCAAGGGGGCGCAGUACACCCCCUUACCCGUUACGUAAUGAACUACAUGAAAUGUGGAUUUGAUGAGUACCAAACCACAUUGGAAAAUGUUUUCCAAUACCAUAAUAAACACGAAAACGAACCUUUAUCGGAUGUAGAAAACUCAUCAUUAUCAAAACAAUUCUUAUGUGUGAUUGAUUUGCUAGAAGCUAAUCUAGAAACAAAAUCGACACUCUACAAAGAUCCACCAUUGAGGUAUAUUUUCUUGAUGAACAAUUUUCGGUACAUAUUACAACUCGUGAAAGGGACAAACGAAAUGAAACAAAUGAUCGGGGAUAAUUGGUGUCGACGAAAGUCAUCGGAUGUUAGAAACUACCACAAGAGUUACCAAAGGGAAACAUGGACCAAACUAUUGCAUUUCCUCACACAAGAAGGUGUUCAAGUGAAUGGAAAACCGAAUAGAAAGAUAUUGAAAGAAAGGUUCAAGUCUUUUAACACAAUGUUUGAUGAAAUACACAAGACACAAAGUUCAUGGGUGGUGAGCGACGAGCAGUUAUUAUCCGAGAUUCGGGUUUCCAUAACGGCUGUCGUGAGCCCGGCAUAUAGGUCAUUUGUCGGGCGGUAUAAACCGCAGUUUGAGGGUGGGAAAAGCAUCGAUAAGUACAUAAAGUAUCAACCAGAAGAUAUUGAAUCGUUAAUAGAGACAUUAUUUGAAGGCACGGAGAAGGUGGAGAGUCAAAUGAAUGGAAUACAAGCUGUAUCAACUGUGAAGCAAACUACAGGAGCCUUCAAAAAUCUAUUAAAAACUUAUAAAAAUGUGGGACUCAUGUGA